Arachis stenosperma is the source of this 1083-nucleotide messenger RNA. RefSeq lists its product as uncharacterized. The record is from RefSeq and is a predicted model, not a curated record. The transcript is spliced from 3 exons. Bases 1 to 1083 code for a protein of 360 amino acids. Gene Ontology annotation, molecular function: nucleic acid binding; zinc ion binding. NCBI's taxonomy places the organism in Eukaryota, Viridiplantae, Streptophyta, Magnoliopsida, Fabales, Fabaceae.
AUGGCAGCUAGAAGAGUUACCAUUCAGGAGGAAGGAGCUCCUGAUUUUACAAUGCAACCGUUUCAAGCGCUUCAUCCAGCGGAUGACAAUGAGACUCUCUUUGAAUGCUGGGAGCGCUUCGAUAAUCUUCUGGAAGCAUGCCCCCACCACAUGAUUGACAAAAUCGUGCUACUCAGCUAUAUCACACAAGGUAUGAGGCCCCAAGAUAAGACCACAUUGGAAAGUGCCAGCAAUGGGUCUAUGAAGAAGUACAAGACCACUGAUGAAACUUGGCAAUUGAUCAGUAAUUUAGCUGAAUCUACUCGGAAUCACAGACAGAAGCAAGGUCGUUCAAGGGCCGUUACAGAAGUAUCUUCUGGCAUAGAGACUGCUGCUCUAAAUCGAAGCAUCUGUGAAAUGACCAACCUGCUGAAGCAAAUGCAGUUAAAUCAACAAGCUCAGCAAACUCAACCGCAGCAAAACCAACAACUAGUUCCACAAAGAAUUUGCAGAAUUUGUGCCGAUUACAGUCAUUACACUGAUGAAUGCCCGCAGCUCCAACAAGAAGACAACAUGGACAAUUCAAACCAGAAUUGGAGGGACAACAAUAAUAGGGGAGGCAGAGAUAAUCAGGGAAAUCAGAGGUGGAAUAAUUACAACAACAGGCAGCAAAAUCAACCUUACCGAGCAUCUCACCUGAGGCAAAACCAAGGACCACCGAACAAUCAGCAGCAAACCUCUCAAAUUACUCAUUCUUCUGUAUCUUCUAAUGAAGAUUUAUUACAAGCUUUUGAGAAAAGACAACUGGCCAUGGAAAAUACCAUCGUGAACAGUAUUAACGCCAGUCUGAAUGGUUUCACCUCUACUCUGCAAGCUUUUAUGACACAACUUGGUUCAACAAAAAAUUCCAGUAACCAACCUUCAAGCACCACUGGAAUCCCCUCUCAACCAUUACCCAAUCCAAAGGAAGGCAUUAAUUCCAUCACCCUGAGGUCCGGAACCACACUGCAGAAGAGGAAUCAGGAGGAACCAAGCUCACCAGAAUACGCCUCAGCUGAAGAGGUGGUAGAAAUCGAAGAUGUUUCAGAGGAAGAGGAUAUAUAG